This is a messenger RNA of Stereum hirsutum FP-91666 SS1, 475 nucleotides long. RefSeq lists its product as uncharacterized. The coding region runs from base 70 to 273 and encodes 67 amino acids. NCBI's taxonomy places the organism in Eukaryota, Fungi, Basidiomycota, Agaricomycetes, Russulales, Stereaceae. The record is from RefSeq and is a predicted model, not a curated record. The transcript has 2 exons.
UUCUUGGCAAGAAUCCCAACCUCUCAGGCUCCUCUUACUUGGGUUGUAUUUGGUUUUGAGGCUUUAAUCAUGACCGCCUACGUCUGUUCACGGUCUUUCAUUUGUCUGUGCUUGUUUUCUUCUGUCUUCUAUUUCUCCGUCUCGACCAUGGAUACUACUUAUGCCCGCUGCCUUCAGGUGGCGAUUGGUAGGGACAAACGUACCCUCGUGUCUUCUCCCAUGUUCAUUCGCAAAGGUCAACCUCAUCGGAAGACUACAGUGUGCCGUGGAUAACUCGAAACACCGUGCUCCUCAGAAUUUUUGAUGUGGCCGAAGAUACAUGUUCGAUUUUACAUUUUCCGUAAACAUUCUCUGUGUUUGAAGUGGUGUCUGGCUCUUUUUUCUCACAGACGGCGAGUCAUUCAUGAUGUGUGAUUGACAGCUUGCACGGAGACGACAGAGACCGUCCAUUGAGCCGGGUCUCGUGGGAAGGCCC